Molecule: messenger RNA, 644 nt
Organism: Drosophila persimilis
Lineage: Eukaryota; Metazoa; Arthropoda; Insecta; Diptera; Drosophilidae
Exons: 2
Coding region: 54-449 (131 amino acids)
Source: RefSeq, a predicted model, not a curated record
ACACCCUUUUGCGAUUAAAUUAGUUGUAAAACAUUUUUCCAAAUUGACUUAAGAUGGAAGUGGACGAGGGUAAAGAACUAGUCAUUAGGAUGACCCAGAAGAACAAGGAGACGCAGACCUCGACCGCGAAGCCGGGCCCCAUCAACUGGCUCCCCCAGGUAGCAGCCUAUCCGACUGUGAGUCCGCGCCACACUGCUCAGCCCUUGGGGCCUAUCCAGGCAUUCAUGCCCCGUCAAUCAUCGUCGUCGAGCCAGUUUUACAUGCACCGCGAGCAGGAGCUCUACCGCCGGGCCUGCUACUUGAAGGGACUCCGUCUGGGAUGCUUGCAGCUGCGCGAGCACUUUUUGACGGGGCCAUCCGAUAAGGAGGAACUUCCGCCAUCCUACCGCUACACUCUAGAGGAGAUGAAGAGCCUCAAUCCCUAUCGUUUAGACAAUUACGAAAAUUAAACCGAUACUCGACAUCUCCAUACAGAAGCACACCACAACCACACAGCCAUACCACGCUUGACCAGAGAUCAGCGCACCACAGCACACGUAUGCUGGCACUACACACAGCAAACUUUGCUAUUUCGCUGUCAACCAAUGCCAAAUAGAAAAUGCAUAGUUUCCCUUUCGAUUAAAUAAUAAUAAUAAUAAUAAUAA